Molecule: messenger RNA, 1569 nt
Organism: Erigeron canadensis
Lineage: Eukaryota; Viridiplantae; Streptophyta; Magnoliopsida; Asterales; Asteraceae
Product: serine incorporator 3
Exons: 7
Coding region: 167-1408 (413 amino acids)
Cellular component (GO): membrane
Source: RefSeq, a predicted model, not a curated record
UAAAAAAAAAAAGACCUUCUUUACUUCGUCAAAUAUACUUCCUUUUUUACGCGGUAAUCUCAUCUGAAAUCCGACCAUCCUCUCAAUAAUCCUUCAUUAUUUCGUUCUCAAGAUCAACAAAUAGUUUCAGUGAAUAUUGGUUGCUGUAUAGAGUUGAUAGGGAAAGAUGUGGGCAGCUGGUUGCCUGGCUUCUUGCUGCGCAUCAUGCGCAUGCAGUGCAUGCCAAACUGUUGUGUCCGGGAUUAGUCGUCGGUCUGCUCGUAUUGCAUAUUGUGGUCUCUUUGCUCUCUCUUUGAUUGUCGCUUGGAUUCUAAGAGAAGUUGCUGCACCGCUAAUGGAGAAGAUCCCUUGGAUUAACCACUUUUAUGAAACUCCUGAUAGGGAGUGGUUCGAGACAGAUGCUGUUUUACGAGUUAGUUUGGGGAACUUUUUGUUUUUCUCGAUCCUAUCCCUUCUAAUGGUUGGGGUGAAAACCCAAAAAGACCCACGAGAUAGUUUGCACCAUGGUGGAUGGAUGAUGAAAGUCAUUUGCUGGUGUCUUUUGGUAAUCCUUAUGUUUUUCCUUCCAAAUGAGAUCAUCAGCUUUUAUGAGUCUACAUCGAAAAUUGGCUCUGGGCUAUUUCUCCUUGUUCAAGUGGUGCUCUUGCUGGACUUUGUACAUAGCUGGAAUGACAAAUGGGUUGGCUAUGAUGAGCAGUUCUGGUAUGCAGCCUUGCUUGUUGUUUCACUCGUGUGUUAUGUGGCAACAUUCUCGUUCUCCGGACUUCUGUUCUAUUUGUUUACCCCAUCUGGGCAGGACUGUGGUCUCAAUACGUUCUUUAUUGUAAUGACCCUCAUUCUUGUGUUCGUGUUUGCUAUAAUCACAUUACAUCCCACAGUAUGUGGCAGCAUUCUUCCAGCAUCCGUUAUUUCUUUUUACUGCAUGUAUCUUUGCUAUAGUGGGCUUGCAAGUGAACCGAGGGAUUAUGCUUGCAAUGGUCUCCACAAUCAUUCUAAAGCUGUUAACACUGGAACACUUACUGUUGGGUUGCUCACAACUGUGCUCUCGGUGGUCUACUCUGCCGUGAGAGCUGGAUCUUCUACCGCUUUGCUUUCCCCGCCAGACUCACCCCGUGCAGGUGGUGAGAAACCGUUGCUACCACUAGACAAGAGAGACGAACAUGAAGAGAAAGAGAACAACAAGCCUGUCACAUAUUCAUACUCUUUCUUCCACAUCAUCUUCUCCCUUGCUAGCAUGUACUCGGCAAUGCUUCUUACAGGGUGGUCAACCUCAGUUGGUGAGAGUGGCAGGUUGGUGGAUGUUGGGUGGCCUUCAGUGUGGGUCCGGAUUAUAACCUCAUGGGCAACUGCAGGUUUGUUCAUUUGGUCAAUGAUUGCCCCUCACCUCUUUCCCGAUAGGGAGUUCUGAGUUCAAGCGAAAUAUUCCACAAGUCAUUGUAAUAUGUAUGUAUUUGGUUGUCUGUCACACUAUGCGAAUUAUGCUUGAAGUUUGUGUACUGACAUUUACUUUAACGUGAUGGGGUGAAUAAAUCUUUGAUAAUAAAAUUGUAAUGAAAUUGUUUUUAUUUC